Messenger RNA from Paramecium pentaurelia, 1433 nucleotides. The record is from the annotation of a GenBank genome assembly. Lineage: Eukaryota; Ciliophora; Oligohymenophorea; Peniculida; Parameciidae.
AUGAGCUAAGACAAAAAGUCCUUUUUUGAUUUUACUUCUCCUUUUGAUUUAGAGAGAUAAAUCGAAAUUUUUCAUAAGUCACAUAAAGAUCAGUUCUUUGUUCCUAAAAAUGACAAAUUUAAAAUGAAGACUCUAGUACUCUAAAGGAAUUAUCUUAUAAAAUACAAUGAGAAAGUAUCAUAUAAUACUUAUAUAAAAAGAGUACUACAUAAAAGUAUUUCAAUAUAACAAAUGCGUUAAUUGAAAUUGUUAGUCAUCCAAAAAUGGGUCUUGGAAUAUCACUUACUAAAAAUGGUGGAAAUUUUACAUUUUACGGUAUUGUUGAAUAAUGGUUUAUUUAUAUGAAAAAAUGGUGUAUCUAAUCCAAUUUUUCUAAAGAAUACAACAUUAUUAUUAUGAUUGGAAAAGGCAGUUUUGCUAAGGUACUAGCACUUAUAUUAUUUUAGGUUUUUAAAAUUUAAAGAAUAAGUGAUAGAAAAGAAUUUGCUGUAAAAGUGUUUGAUAAAUCGAUUUUGAAAAGUUAAGAUAGACCUGCUCUUCUUAAAGAAAUUGAACUUCUAAGAUUGAUGAAUCACAAAAAUGUUGUUACUAUUUAAGAAACUUACGAAAACGAUUAAUACAUCUAUUUAGUGUAAGAACUGUAUUAAGGAGGUGAAUUGCAUAAGGAACUGAAGAGAAGCAGAACAUUCUCAGAGAGAGGUGCAUUCAUAAUAGUUCAAUAAGUUAUUGAAGCAUUAAUUUAUGUGCAUUCUCAUGGAAUAAUUCAUAGAGAUAUAAAACCUGAAAAUAUUAUUUUGAGAGAAGAAGGAAUAAUAGAUUAGAUUGUUUUAGCUGAUUUUGGAUUAGCAGAUUAUUAUAGAAAGGAUUGUAAAUAUAUGUUUACUAGAUGUGGGACACCAGGAUACGUUGCACCGGAAUUAUUAUAAGAUAAAAUUUAUGAUCAUAAAGUUGAUGUAUAUAGUUGUGGUGUACUUCUAUAUUACCUACUAGUAGGAAAGGGACCUUUUGAUUCUAAUAAUUAUGAUUUGACAGUGAAAGCAAAUUUUAAUGGAUAAGUUGAUUUGACUAAAUUCAAUUUUACAAAUGAAUGUCUUGAACUUUUAAGAGGGAUGUUGGAUCCAAAUCCAUAAAAUAGAUUAACUCUUGAAUAAGUUAAAAAAAGUUAGUUUUUUAAAAGACAUAAUUUUACAUAUAAUCAAGUUAGUAGUUAAACAAGUUUAGGAAGCAUAAAUUAUUAAUCAGAUUCAUAAAUAUAAUCUCCAUAAUAAUCACCAUAUCAAGAUAACAGAAAUUUUAAUGAAUAAAAAAGUAGAUUUGUAUAAUAUAAUUCUCCUUUACAUUCACCUAUGAGACUCAAUUCACCAAAUUUAUCACCCUUAACUGGUCCUUAACAUAAAAGCCCUAAUUUACAAAGAGUACCAAUUUAAAUAUGA